Molecule: messenger RNA, 2232 nt
Organism: Prunus mume (Japanese apricot)
Lineage: Eukaryota; Viridiplantae; Streptophyta; Magnoliopsida; Rosales; Rosaceae
Source: RefSeq, a predicted model, not a curated record
AUGCCAGACAUGAAGGGAGUGGAGGAACCGCUGGAUAUAUAUAGAGAGGAGGAAGCGCUGGAUAUACAUAGAGAGGAUGACGUGGAGGAAGUGGACAUUACCCCCGAAGAUGCCGCUUUAUAUAAAUUGGCCCAUAAGCUGUUCGAUAAUGCCAUGAACGGCCAGUGGGAAGAAGUUGUGGGGGUCUAUAGAUCAUCAGAGAAUGUUCAUGAUAUGCGUAUCACCAAAAUGGGGGACACCGCUCUACAUAUCGCUGCUUCGGAUGGCGAAACAGAAAUUGUGCUGCACUUGUUACGGAUCAUUGGAAACGAUGCAUCCAGGAUAUUGCAAAUAAAAAACAAGAAAGGCAACACACCUCUCCAUUUAGCUGCUGUAGUGGGGGAUGUGGAAACGUGUCAUGCAAUGGCCACCAAAGACCGCAAACUCGUGUCUUCUCUCAACAAUGAGAAUGAGACCCCUCUCUUCUUGGCAGCUCUUAAUGGGCAUGAGAAAGUUUUUCUUUGCCUUCAUAGUCACUGUGAUGAAGAAAGAUGCUAUUCAUUUAGAGCAAGGAAUGGUGAUACCAUUCUCCAUGCAGCUAUGUCCGGUGAAUACUUCAGUUUGGCAUUCCAGAUCAUUUUGUGGCACCCACAACUUGUUAAAUAUAUUAAUCACAGUGGCUUAUCUCCCCUGCAUGUUCUAGCCAAUACUCCAUCAGCAUUCAAAAGCAGUAGCCGCCUUAGACUGUUCGAUCGUCUCAUAUACCAAUGUUUGAUUGCUGAAGAGCUAAAAGGGCAAAAAGUUGACAAAAAGAUUUGUCCCCGCGGCAACAAAGGAAGGAAUAUCGACAAUAGGGAUUCUGAAUCUCAAGAAUUAACUAAAUCAUGGGGAAAUAGGAUAUGUUCUUCUCUAAGUCUAGCUAAGAGAGGAAAUAAAAAGGAAGAUGCAGAGAAUCCCCAACAAAAGAACAGCUCAAUGCAAGGUACAAACCAACGAGAGGAACAGGUGGAGAUGUAUCGUUUUCUGCGAGGACUUUUGGGAAUUUCGAGCAUACAGAAAAUCCACCAAGACAAAAGGAAACAUAAAUGGGCCACUCAGGUCAUGAAUAAAUUGCUUGACCAUACUUCUUCAUACAUGUAUGCACAAAGUCCAAAAGAAACUCGACCAACAGAUGAAUCAAAAAUUACACAAGUUCCUGAACCUCCCGAAUUAGAGAAGCCCGAAUUAGAUAAGAAAAUGAAAAGGCAGCUGAUGACACCAAUUUUAAUUGCAGCAAAGAUGGGAGUGAGCGAAAUGGUGGAGAAAAUCCUAAAAAAAUUUCCAGUGGCUAUUCACGAUGUGGACUCAGAAAACAAGAAUGUUGCACUGUUGGCAGUCGAGAACAGGCAACCCCAUGUUUACAGUUUACUAGUGGACAGGAAGAAACAAAUCACAAGCUUGUUACGUCAGGUGGACAACAAUGGUAACAAUGCAUUGCAUCUUGCUGCUAAAUCUGGAAGUCAUCGGCCAUGGAAUAGUCCUGGUUCCGCACUACAAUUGCAGUGGGAACUCAAGUGGUACAUGUUUGUCAAAAAUCGCAUGCCACCUCAUUCAUCUGUUCGCUACAACAAAGAUGGUGAGACACCACAGCAGAUCUUCGCAACUUCACACAAAGAUCUUCAUAAAGAAGGCAGUAAUUGGCUUGCCAAAACCUCCGAAUCAUGCUCUGUGGUUGCUGCGCUCAUUGCAACAGUUUCAUUUGCUACAUCAGCAACUGUACCAGGUGGACUAAAUGAUAAAACUGGUUCACCGGUUUUAGAAGACAAGCCAGCAUUCAAUGCCUUCACCAUCUCAUCGCUGCUUUCUCUUUGCUUGUCAUUAACUGCCCUGGCCCUCUUUUAUUCGAUUAUUACGUCUCGAUUCAAAGUACAAGAAUUUUCCAACAGCUUGCCUCGGAAACUUCUGCUGGGUUUAACAUCACUCUUCGCAUCUAUAGCUUCCGCGUUAGUGUCAUUCUGCACAGGGCAUAUGUUUCUCCUUAAUCGACAACUGAAACACUUGGCCUAUCCAUUAUAUGCAACAACUUGCAUUCCGAUUACAAUAUUCGCUCUUAGCCUACUGCCCCUCUACUCUGAUCUCCUACAGGGAAUCUUCACAAAGGUUCCACAACAUAACCAGAUGGAGUAAACUCGAUCAUUUAUUGGCGCAACAAAUAGUGUUUGUGUUGUGUAUUGUGUAUUUUUUGUGUGGAAACAAGUAUUGGUUUUAGUGUGG